CCCGGCCGGGUCUCGGGGCGGGGCGUUUGCUCGGCCUUUCCAGGGCCGUGGAACCCCAGGAGGAAGCUGCUGAACCAUGGGCGCCUACGCGCAGGCUGCGGGGGUCAGCGCUCGCGGCUGCCUGGACGCAGCAGGCCCCUGGACCAUCUCCCGCGCCCUGCGGCCACUGCUCCCGCCUCUCUGCUUUUUCCUUUUGUUGUUGCUGGCGGCUCCCGGUGCUCGGGCCGGGGGAUACGAGACAUGCCCCACAGUGCAGCCGAACAUGCUGAACGUGCACCUGGUGCCUCACACACAUGAUGACGUAGGCUGGCUCAAAACCGUGGACCAGUACUUUUAUGGAAUCAAGAAUGACAUCCAGCACGCCGGUGUGCAGUACAUCCUGGACUCGGUCAUCUCUGCCUUGCUGGCAGAUCCCACCCGUCGCUUCAUUUACGUGGAGAUUGCCUUCUUCUCCCGUUGGUGGCACCAGCAGACAAAUGCCAUGCGGGAAGUCGUGCGAGACCUUGUGCGCCAGGGGCGCCUGGAGUUCGCCAACGGUGGCUGGGUGAUGAACGAUGAGGCAGCCACCCACUACGGUGCCAUCGUGGACCAGAUGACACUCGGGCUGCGCUUUCUGGAGGACACAUUUGGCAGUGACGGGCGACCCCGUGUGGCCUGGCACAUUGACCCCUUCGGCCACUCUCGGGAGCAGGCCUCGCUGUUUGCGCAGAUGGGCUUUGAUGGCUUCUUCUUCGGGCGCCUUGAUUAUCAAGAUAAGUGGGUACGGAUGCAGAAGCUAGAGAUGGAGCAGGUGUGGCGGGCCAGUGCCAGCCUGAAGCCCCCGACCGCGGACCUCUUCACUGGUGUGCUUCCCAACGGUUACAACCCGCCAAUGAAUCUGUGCUGGGAUGUGCUGUGUGUCGAUCAGCCAGUGGUAGAGGACCCCCGCAGCCCCGAGUACAACGCCAAGGAGCUGGUCGAUUACUUCCUAAAUGUGGCCACUGCCCAGGGCCGGCAUUACCGCACCAACCACAUUGUGAUGACCAUGGGCUCGGACUUCCAGUAUGAGAACGCCAACAUGUGGUUCAAGAACCUUGACAAGCUCAUCCGGCUGGUAAAUGCACAGCAGGCAAAAGGAAGCAGUGUCCAUGUUCUCUACUCCACCCCCGCUUGUUACCUCUGGGAGCUGAACAAGGCCAACCUCACCUGGUCAGUGAAACAUGACGACUUCUUCCCUUACGCGGAUGGCCCCCACCAGUUCUGGACCGGUUACUUUUCUAGUCGGCCGGCCCUCAAACGCUACGAGCGCCUCAGCUACAACUUCUUGCAGGUGUGCAACCAGCUGGAGGCGCUGGUGGGCCUGGCAGCCAACGUGGGACCCUAUGGCUCAGGAGACAGUGCACCUCUCAAUAAGGCGAUGGCCGUGCUCCAGCAUCACGACGCUGUCAGUGGCACCUCCCGCCAGCACGUGGCAGACGACUACGCACGCCAGCUUGCUGCAGGCUGGGGGUCUUGCGAGGUUCUCCUGAGCAACGCGUUGGCGCGGCUCAGAGGCUUCAAAGAUCACUUAACCUUCUGCCGACAGCUAAACAUCAGCAUCUGCCCGCUCAGCCAGACGGCGGCGCGCUUCCAGGUCAUCGUUUAUAAUCCCCUGGGGCGGAAGGUGAAUUGGAUGGUACGGCUGCCGGUCAGCGAAGGCGUUUUCGUUGUGAAGGACCCCAAUGGCAGGACAGUACCCAGCGAUGUGGUGGUAUAUCCCAGCUCAGACAGUCAGGCGCACCCUCCGGAGCUGCUGUUCUCAGCCUCACUGCCCGCCCUGGGCUUCAGCACCUAUUCAGUAACCCAGGUGCCUCGUUGGAAGCCCCAGGCCCGCGCACCCCAGCCCAUCCCCAGGAGAUCCAGGUCCCCUGCUUUAACCAUCGAAAAUGAGGUGAGACCCCAUUUCAAUCCCCUUUCCUGUGACAAAUUUGAAGUGUCAUGUCUCACCUCCCCCAACCCCAGGUACAACGCCAGUAUAGGUGACAACGAAAGUGACCAGGCCUCAGGUGCCUACAUCUUCAGACCCAACCAACAGAAACCACUGCCUGUGAGCCGCUGGGCUCAGAUCCGCCUGGUGAAGACGCCCUUGGUGCAGGAGGUGCACCAGAACUUCUCAGCCUGGUGUUCCCAGGUGGUUCGCCUGUACCCAGGACAGCGGCACCUGGAGUUGGAGUGGUCGGUGGGGCCGAUACCUGUGGGUGACACCUGGGGGAAGGAGGUCAUCAGCCGUUUUGACACACCGCUGGAGACAAAGGGACGCUUCUACACAGACAGCAAUGGCCGGGAGAUCCUGGAGAGGAGUCUCCCGCAGUUCUCCGGGUUGCGCAGGGAGCUGCCGCCCUCGGUGCACCUGCUCACGCUGGCUAGCUGGGGCCCCGAGAUGGUGCUGCUGCGCUUGGAGCACCAGUUUGCCGUGGGAGAGGAUUCCGGACGUAACCUGAGCGCCCCCGUUACCUUGAACUUGAGGGACCUGUUCUCCACCUUCACCAUCACCCGCCUGCAGGAGACCACGCUGGUGGCCAACCAGCUCCGUGAGGCAGCCUCCAGGCUCAAGUGGGCAACAAACACAGGCCCCACACCCCACCAAACUCCCUACCAGCUGGACCCGGCCAACAUCACGCUGGAACCCAUGGAAAUCCGCACUUUCCUGGCCUCAGUUCAGUGGAAGGAGGUGGAUGGUUAGGUCUGCUGGGAUGGCCCCUCCAAGCCCAAGCCCCCUGCUCCGGGGGCAGAGCAGACUCUCACUCUCCUCUUGGGGCUGCUGCCAUUAAAAUGCUACUACUAAGACUCAG
Molecule: messenger RNA, 2810 nt
Organism: Mandrillus leucophaeus (drill)
Lineage: Eukaryota; Metazoa; Chordata; Mammalia; Primates; Cercopithecidae
Gene: MAN2B1
Product: mannosidase, alpha, class 2B, member 1
Exons: 20
Coding region: 77-2701 (874 amino acids)
Biological process (GO): mannose metabolic process
Cellular component (GO): lysosome
Molecular function (GO): carbohydrate binding; alpha-mannosidase activity
Source: RefSeq, a predicted model, not a curated record